This is a messenger RNA of Hippocampus comes (tiger tail seahorse), 361 nucleotides long. Its product is annotated as dynein heavy chain 9, axonemal-like. NCBI's taxonomy places the organism in Eukaryota, Metazoa, Chordata, Actinopteri, Syngnathiformes, Syngnathidae. Gene Ontology annotation, molecular function: dynein intermediate chain binding; dynein light intermediate chain binding. The transcript is spliced from 2 exons. The record is from RefSeq and is a predicted model, not a curated record. The annotation marks the transcript as partial. Gene Ontology annotation, biological process: microtubule-based movement. Gene Ontology annotation, cellular component: dynein complex.
CUGCCGUAUAAAUCGAAUCCUGGAGUCUCCACGGGGUAACGCACUGCUGGUGGGAGUAGGCGGAAGCGGCAAGCAGAGUCUGACCCGACUGGCCGCCUUCAUCUCCAAUCUGGAGGUUUUCCAGAUCACCUUGAGGAAGGGUUACGCUAUCACAGACCUCAAAAGUGACCUGGCAUCGCUUUACAUCAAAGCCGGCGUGAAGAAUAUUGGCACCGUGCUCUUAAUGACUGAUGCCCAAGUGGCAGACGAGAGGUUCCUCGUUCUGGUCAACGAUCUGUUGGCAUCGGGUAAGGGCAGGCUUCACUAAUUACUGUCUGUCACGUUUUGCAGGAGCGGAAAGGCUUUAGCUAUGUCGCAGCCA